Messenger RNA from Brienomyrus brachyistius, 1133 nucleotides. RefSeq names its product complexin 4c (gene cplx4c). The record is from RefSeq and is a predicted model, not a curated record. Gene Ontology annotation, biological process: synaptic vesicle exocytosis; neurotransmitter transport; regulation of neurotransmitter secretion. NCBI's taxonomy places the organism in Eukaryota, Metazoa, Chordata, Actinopteri, Osteoglossiformes, Mormyridae. Bases 211 to 690 code for a protein of 159 amino acids. The transcript is spliced from 5 exons. Gene Ontology annotation, cellular component: terminal bouton; SNARE complex. Gene Ontology annotation, molecular function: syntaxin binding.
UUUUUCCCUCUACACUGAAAACACUUUUGUGUAAGAAAAAGUCCAGCGGGGGAAAUGUUGUUAUGCGCCGCGUGACUGCAGCACAAUCGCUUGGAGCUGUACUUUAGGCCAUCUUCUAGUCCCAUCAGAAGCCCCGCCCUUGUGGCCAUGACGACCCCUAAGUGACGGCUUCCUGUGAGCUUGGGCCAAGCACCCAUAGCCUGACCCGCCAUGGCAUUCUUCAUGAAGCAGAUGAUGGCAGACAAGCUGAAGAACAUGGGCACCGGCAGUGGCGACGACGAGUCCAAGGGGGGCUCCGAUGGCAAGGAGACACCACAGUCCAAGGGCAUGUCCCGCGAGGAGUUUGAGGAGUACCAGAGGCAGCUGGUGGAGGAGAAGAUCCAGCGCGAUAAGGAUUUUGCCAUGAAGAAAGCAGAGAGAGCCAACCUGCGUGUCCAGCUGAGGGACAAAUACCGGCUUCCGGAAAGUGCACAAGACGACGCUACCAUGCAGAUGGCUGGAGGAGAGGUCUACCUCCCCGAGGAGCUAGCAAAGAUGGUGGAGGAGGAUGAGGAGCAAGAGGAGGCCAACGACUCCCUGCUGGGAAAGAUCCAGAACCUGGAUCUGGACUUUGAGUCCAUCAAGAGCAAAGCCCAGACGACUAUAACGGAAGUGAAGCAGGCCGCGGAGGAGAAGUGUGCCCUCAUGUGAACCACGGCAGUCUCUGGCCACAUCACUUCCUUUGUCACUAAUGUAUAUAACCCACUGUUUUUACCCAUGAUGCAUAUCUUGUAAAAUGGACUCUAGUAACUGAAUGCACCGCGACCCUGCCUGCAGUUCUGUAAAAUGACCUUCUCUCCAAAAACAUUUUUCGGUCUGUGAAUGUCCUGGCAGGGCUCACCCCAUAUUAAAAAGAAUUUGCAUAAUGAAAAGCUAGACCCUAAGAAUGGGGCUAUUGAAUUAAGGCUAAAUGCCUAAUUAAUUAAAAUAAGUUUCAUUACCUUUAGUAUUCGAUUAAAGUGAUGCACAACAAAGCCAAAGCUGAAGGAGCAUCAAGGCCCAGUCAGAUAUUGCUGUACAUAUGUGUAUAUGUAAAUAAAUUCCUACACUAGAUUUAUAUUUCAAAAAUGUUGUUUAGGCAUCGCUGUAUGAGU